AUGGCCAUCGGCAUCAAGCUAACAUUUGGUUUGAAGUUAUGUCUGGCUCACUACUGUGACAUUCAUGGACCAACCCCCCUGAUGGUCACAGAGGGACUGAGGAACCCGUGCUCUGCGUGUUUCCAGGAACCCGAUGCCUUGUACGCGUCACCGUGUAAGCCGAGAACCGACAAACGAACAAGAUCCAGCGGCCCAGCACCUGCGCCGCAAACACAGCUCAAUGACGCGCUCCGUCAUCUAAGCAUCAGCCGCAGCGGCUCCGCUCCAGCUUCGGAGCAUGAAGCCAAUGGCCCGCGAGCCGCUCUGCGUCAUUCUGCAGCUGCCGCAACCAACGACAAUCACGCAUCCUCCACGUCCGCCCUGGAAACGCCGCCCGAGAGCCCGCGGCCAGUUUUCCAGCAGCCGCGUCGAGACUCGAGCUUCAGAAGGACGUAUGACGACACCGUCACGAAAAAACAAGGUCCUUGUGACAAUUGCGCCAUGACGCUCCCGAGGCGGCAAACCCCCGGCGCAGUCGCCGACGGCUAUGCCACUGGGGCUCAUGGACCGACUUUGCGCACCAAGGCCCCUUUCGAGCGUGUUUUUGGGGCCGCCGGAGUAGCCUCACCGCCCAACUCACAAACGUCAAGCGACACGGACGGAGACGGCGAAUCGUCCACAAGGACGACGACGUCGACGUCGACACAUGGGCUGCGGUCUCGGAGAAAGGCUCAGAGAGCCAGCAGCUCGAGAAAUAACUCUUGUUCCAGCAACUCAACCUCGUCUGCGGAUCAUACCCCGUACCAUUUCCACUAUGUCAAUUACACCUCGACACGCGAGCCGAUGCUGCCUGAUUCGUUCUCUCUGAUCCGUGCAUCAUGCCUGAGAGCGCUGUCAUUUGAGACUCUUCCGCGAUCUCCCUCCACCUCUUCGCCAGCAUCCUCCCCGCAGCUCAACACGUCACCUUCCUUUGUGACGACGCAAAGCCCGGGUUCCGCAGCCACCGGCGGGCCCAUCUUCUUUGGCGAUGCCUUGGCCGGAUACACGACGGCUUACAUUUUCCGCAUUCCAGACAUGCACGCCCGAGGCCAUAAGAGGGUCUACGCUUUUCUGGCUCUGAGCACGCACAAGGAGAGGCUGGCAAUGAAGACUUUUAGCAUGAUUUCCACGGCAUUCGGGAACCUGGCCUCUUGGAUCCAACAGCUCGCCGAAGUCGAGGCCGAGCGCACCGCCACCAACUCUUCGCCGACUGGAAGCGUGCUGCUGCAACAAGGGGGAGGAGGACACCCACAACCGCACCCACACCCGCACCCACAGCCUUCUGCGUUGGACGCGCCUGCCGCCGUAGACCGGUCGGGGAGCAGCUUCUUUGCCGGCGGCAGCGCCUUCACCAGGCGGAUGAAUGGCGGCCCUGGACCCUCUCCCUUGAAAGCUCGAGGACUUGCUGAGCUUGUCGGUCAGCCUGAUUUCUUUAUCGAGCUUCACGGCAAGUUUGUGCAACUUCUCCUCGAAGUUGGCGUCGCCUUGAACUCUUGA
Molecule: messenger RNA, 1515 nt
Organism: Ustilaginoidea virens
Lineage: Eukaryota; Fungi; Ascomycota; Sordariomycetes; Hypocreales; Clavicipitaceae
Exons: 1
Coding region: 1-1515 (504 amino acids)
Biological process (GO): positive regulation of TORC1 signaling; positive regulation of GTPase activity
Cellular component (GO): cytosol
Molecular function (GO): GTPase activator activity
Source: RefSeq, a predicted model, not a curated record